Messenger RNA from Clunio marinus, 1188 nucleotides. Lineage: Eukaryota; Metazoa; Arthropoda; Insecta; Diptera; Chironomidae. The record is from the annotation of a GenBank genome assembly.
AUGGAUCCAUUUGGGAUUUUAGUUGCAGACGUCCACGAUUUAAUUUUUCAACAUUUUAAUGCCACUGAUGUCAUUAAAAGUUCAUUAGUUUCAAAAUUGUGGUUCAAAACUAUUGGAUCGUCUAGUGAAUGCAUGCAACACAUUUGGUUGAACAUCGACAAUCCAUCAACUCAAAUUAAUGUUCUUGAAAGGUCAGCAAGAAAAUAUGAGAAUUUCCGCAUUCAACCUGGGUCAAGGGCGAAACUCGCCAAGGUUAUAAAUAAAUUUAGACCAAAGAUUGCGAUGAUUACAGACAAUCACAACGAGGAGAUAGAACACGAAGAUUACGUGCAGUUCAUGAUGUCAAUGGCACCGACAAUUGAGCAAUUACAUCCAGGUGAAGCUUCAACUACGAAGCCAGCUAAAUAUAAAGCAAUUAAUUUCCCAAAGCUCAAGGAACUUCAAUUAACUGUCGUUGAUCGAUCAGCUUUUUCAAUAUUCCUGGGAUCAAAUCCAAAACUCACAAAAGUUCUUCUUUCGUUCAGUGCUGAAGUGUUAACAGAAUUUCUCGUUCCUACAAACAUCAUUCAUGAUUUUCUCAGAGAAAAUCGUCAGAUUGAAAGUCUUUGGCUGUGUGAAAUCGAUUGUACAUUUCAAUCGGACUUGACACAAAAUAUUCAUCUUGAUCUAAAAACUUUUGCAUUUGGAAAAACAAGUUCGAGCUUUACAGAUAAGGUGAAGGCGAACUUUGUGAAGUUCGUGAAAUAUCAGAAGAGUCUCGAAUGGUUGAAAGUGUUGUGUCUUCAAGACAUCGAGGUCUUCUUAGAUCUUUGGAGUGAUGGAAGCUUUAAGAAACUUUUCAUAAUGGAGUGCAGUUUCAAAGGUGCGAUGUGCAAUCGUGUGCUUCCAAUUAAUCAAACGAUUGAAGAGAUCAAUUUCUACCUCAACCCAUCGUGUCACGUCUUAACGUUCCUUCGAGCUACACCAAAUCUUAAAAGCUUCAAGAUUCGACAGUUGAGUAAACAAAUCUUACAAUUUUCCAUUGUGAACUUACCAAAGCUUGAGUCCAUUCAAUUUCAAAGUAUUGAGAAAGGUGUCACAUGUUUCUACAAACAAUUGAAGACUUCAACAUCUGAUGACAUGAAUCUUCAAAUAAAUCUGGAAGAAAUGGAUUUCUACGAGUUUGUUGGUCGUGAUGCAACAUUUUAA